Galdieria sulphuraria is the source of this 727-nucleotide messenger RNA. RefSeq names its product iron-sulfur cluster scaffold protein. The coding region runs from base 3 to 614 and encodes 203 amino acids. Gene Ontology annotation, biological process: iron-sulfur cluster assembly. The transcript has 2 exons. Gene Ontology annotation, molecular function: iron-sulfur cluster binding; iron ion binding. NCBI's taxonomy places the organism in Eukaryota, Rhodophyta, Bangiophyceae, Galdieriales, Galdieriaceae. Gene Ontology annotation, cellular component: mitochondrion. The record is from RefSeq and is a predicted model, not a curated record.
ACAUGUUGGGAUUCCUCUUUGGCUUCUGUUCUUAUAAACCUCACCACGUUGCUUUUACUUGUUUUAAAAACAGACAACGCUUCUCUUAUCAACCAACAGUUCAUAAGAUAAGGCGACUCCAAAUAUCCGCUGACAGUGCUUUACCUUUAACAAAGGAAAACGUAGAACAAGUACUGGAAGAACUGAGACCUUAUCUUAUUGCAGAUGGAGGUAACGUAUCACUCACAGGCAUAGAUGGAGCUACCGUACGGUUGACUUUGGAAGGAGCUUGUGGUUCUUGUCCCAGUUCAACGGUAACUUUGAGAAUGGGAAUUGAAACACGUUUAAAGGAGAAAAUACCCGAAAUUGAGGCAGUCGUUCAAGAGGAAACUAUGGGUCCAGAGCUUAACGAACAAAAUAUAGACAGUGUAUUGGAUGAAGUUCGUCCUUUUCUGAAGAUUGCAGGAGGUAAAAUAGACCUGGUGGGAAUCUACGGAACGGAUAGUCCUUCACCUAGUGUUUCACUCAAGAUGAGUGGAGGUGGAGCUGCAGUAGAUUCCGUUCGUUUGGAGAUUAUUCAUAGACUCAAGAGGAACUUUCCAAAGCUAGUGAAUGUUCACUAUGUCAAGGCAUAAUAUUUUGUCUUGUGCAUCAAGUGAAAUAGAGGUUGACGAAUAAAGAAGGAUGGGUUUUUUGACUCUUGAGUCGACUAGCGUUUUCUUUCUUUCUCUAUGCCUGUGUCUUUGGA